Molecule: messenger RNA, 942 nt
Organism: Glycine soja
Lineage: Eukaryota; Viridiplantae; Streptophyta; Magnoliopsida; Fabales; Fabaceae
Product: B3 domain-containing protein Os04g0386900-like
Exons: 4
Coding region: 210-758 (182 amino acids)
Molecular function (GO): DNA binding
Source: RefSeq, a predicted model, not a curated record
GAUUGUUUGCAUGAAAGACAAUCAAUGGUGAAAAAAAUAAUGGUUUAGAUUUAGGAGUGAUUAAGUUAGUGUUAUCAAAUAUAUCAGCUCCUUUAUUUGACCGUUGGUCCAAAUUGGGGGUGGUAUGCACAAGUUUCUCACGUCACUCGAGGCUUCAACAGUUCAACUGGUUCAGGAAUCCGUUUUUCAGGCCAUAGUAGCUGUCCACAAUGUUUUCUCGCAGAUCAAGUGGAAGAGUGGCUAGUGGUAGAGUUGCAUUAGAAAAUGGAGUCCCAUUACCACUGUUGCCUGAUCCUAAAGCAAAUUUACAAUGGGAUGAGGUUAAACCACUUUCAGGAAAACCAUACUGGCAUAGUGUUCUUUCGCCUACAAAUCUUCAACCCCGUUAUAACUUGAUGCCGGGGAUGAACUUGCGGUCAAAACUUCCUUCUAAUGAGGUCCCUACUAUUCUCAUCUAUGGGGGCAAGAGCUGGGACAUGGUGUAUUAUGGACAAAGCAAACAGAAGGCUUUUGGUGUCACAGGCUGGAAAAAAUUUGUUAUUGAUAAUUGUUUGAGGGUUGGAGAUGCUUGCAUUUUUGAGCUCAUGGAAAGCAGUGACAAGAAAGUCAUACUUGAAGUUCAAAUUCUUAGAGGUGACAUCCCAUCUGAAUGGCUUGGAAAUGAAAUGAUCAUAGGUCAAGGGAAUGAAAUGAUCAUAGGUCAAGAGAAUGAAAUGAUCAUAGGUCACAGUCGGGAAAAUCCAAUUGUCCUUAACUAGUAUUCUAACCAUUUAUGUAUUUCAUUUUCCUUUUCAUUCUGCGAUGGUUCAGGGUUAUUGGAUAACUUUAGUAUGUUAGUAUAUGGAUGUUGUCCCUGCCUCAACUUGUUAGGAGUAGUGAAUUUACGUGCUAUGUUGAAUGUCUAAAUUCUAAAUACCAGUUGAAUUUUAUUAUUGUCAUCAG